CCCAUGGAGAAUGGUACAGAGGUGACAGAGUUCAUCCUUUUGGGUCUAACCAAUGCCCCAGAACUGCAGAUGCCCCUCUUUAUCUUCUUCACACUCAUUUACCUCAUCAACGUAUGUGGGAAUCUGGGGAUGAUUGUAUUGAUUUUCUCAGACUCUCGACUCCACACUCCCAUGUACUUUCUCCUAAGUAAUCUCUCUCUGGUGGACUUUGGUUACUCCUCAGCUGUCACUCCCAAGGUCAUAUCUGGGUUCCUCAUAGGAGAUAAAGUCAUCUCCUACAAUGCAUGUGCUGCUCAGAUGUUCUUUUUUGUAGCGUUUGUCACAGUGGAAAAUUUCCUCUUGGCUUCAAUGGCCUAUGACCGCUAUGCAGCAGUGUGUAAACCCCUGCAUUACACCACCAUCAUGACAACAAGUGUGUGUGUACAAUUGGUGAUAGGUUCCUUUGUCUGUGGAUUCCUUAAUGCCUCCUUUCACGUUGGAGAUAUAUUCAGUCUCUCUUUCUGUAGGUCCAAUAUGGUUCAACACUUUUUCUGUGAUGUUCCAGCAAUCACGGCUCUCUCUUUCUCUAAUAAACAGAUUAGUGAGAUGUUUCUGGUUUUUAUGUCAAGUUUCAAUGUAUUUUUUGCUCUUCUGGUUAUCCUGAUUUCCUACCUGUUCAUAUUUAUCACCGUUCUGAAGAUGCACUCAGCUGAUGGAUACCGGAAGGCUUUAUCCACUUGUGCUUCUCACCUCACUGCAGUCUCCAUCUUCUAUGGAACAGUCAUCUUCAUGUAUGUACAGCCCAGCUCCAGUCACUCCAUGGACACAGACAAAAUAGCAUCUGUGUUCUAUGCUAUCGUCAUCCCCAUGCUGAACCCUUUCGUCUACAGUCUGAGGAACAAAGAGGUAAAGAGCGCAUUCAAGAAGGUUGUAGAGAAGGCAAAAUUAUCUCUAGGAUUGGGAUUUUAA
Choloepus didactylus (southern two-toed sloth) is the source of this 948-nucleotide messenger RNA. RefSeq names its product olfactory receptor 5B2-like. The transcript has a single exon. Gene Ontology annotation, cellular component: membrane. Gene Ontology annotation, molecular function: olfactory receptor activity; G protein-coupled receptor activity; odorant binding. Gene Ontology annotation, biological process: sensory perception of smell; G protein-coupled receptor signaling pathway. Bases 4 to 948 code for a protein of 314 amino acids. The record is from RefSeq and is a predicted model, not a curated record. NCBI's taxonomy places the organism in Eukaryota, Metazoa, Chordata, Mammalia, Pilosa, Megalonychidae.